UUAGUGACCGUAUAGUUUUGGAGUAGCUACUUGAAACAAACCUCGGGUCCCUACAAUCAAUCCUUCUCUUCACCAUGGCGUGUUUCACUGAGUUAGCAUCAAGCUUAAUCUGUGUUGCUUAUCGCAAACCCAAACCCUUCACCACUCUUCUUUCUACCAACACAAGAACAAUUAGAACUAUUCAUUUCCAACCGUUAAAUUCAUCUUCACUUUCUAGAAUCUUCUGCCGCAACAACAAUAACAACCGUAACAAACUCACUCGCCACUUCACAGUUGCAGCAACAUCCACCUCUUCUCCUACUCAAACCGAUGAUGACUCCGACGUUACCACCGUUAUUCCACCGGAUAACCGCAUUCCCGCAACUAUCAUCACCGGUUUUCUCGGUUCCGGCAAGACAACGCUGCUAAACCAUAUUCUGACUGCGGAGCAUGGAAAACGAAUUGCGGUUAUUGAGAAUGAGUUUGGUGAAAUUGAUAUCGAUGGUUCUUUAGUCGCGGCGAAAACGGCUGGUGCUGAAGAUAUUAUGUUGUUGAAUAAUGGAUGCCUUUGUUGUACUGUGAGGGGUGAUCUUGUUAGAAUGAUUAAUGAAUUAGUUACUUCCAAGAAAGGGAAAUUUGAUCAUAUUGUUAUAGAGACUACUGGUUUGGCGAAUCCGGCGCCGAUAAUUCAGACCUUUUAUGCUGAGGAUAAUAUUUUCAAUGAAGUCAAGUUGGAUGGUGUUGUCACUUUGGUAGAUGCCAAACAUGCUGGUCUUCAUCUUGAUGAGGUCAAGCCAAAAGGUGUGGUAAAUGAGGCAGUGGAACAGAUUGCAUAUGCUGAUCGAAUUAUUGUAAAUAAGACUGACCUUGUUGGUGAAUCAGACAUCACUUCUUUGGUCCAGCGAAUCAGGAAAAUAAAUAGCUUGGCCAAUUUAAAGCGGACAGAGUAUGGAAAGGUGAACUUGGAUUAUGUUCUUGGCAUUGGUGGCUUUGAUUUGGAGAGGAUUGAGAGCGCCGUUAAUGAUGAAGGAUCAAAAGAAGAAGAUCAUGCCCAUAGCCAUGACCAUGAGCACGACCACGGCCACGACCACGAACACCAUGAUCAUGAUCAUCACCACCAUCACCAUGAGGAUUCACAUGACCACAAACAUGAUCACCACUCUCAUGAUCAUAGUCACGAUCCUGGUGUUUCAUCCGUCAGCAUAGUUUGUGAGGGAAACUUAGACCUUGAGAAGGCUAACAUGUGGCUUGGUACCUUAUUGAUGGAACAUAGUGAAGACAUUUAUAGGAUGAAAGGUCUUCUAUCUGUUCAAGGAAUGGAUGAGAGAUUUGUCUUUCAGGGAGUUCAUGACAUAUUUCAAGGUUCGCCAGAAAGGUUGUGGGGACCAGAUGAACCAAGGACAAACAAAAUUGUUUUCAUAGGGAAGAACUUGGAUUCUAAGGAUUUGGAAAAGGGGUUCAAGGCCUGUUUACUGUGAUUUCUAAGAAUGUCCUUACAAUGUCCUUAAUCCUUUAUUCUUUCGGAUGGUGCAUAUUGAAUGAGUUUGUCUGUAUACGAUAUAGAAUAAUGGACCUGCUUACUAUAUGAAUAGUGAAAAUUGUUUUCCAUUUCUAAUACUCCGUUUAAUGGAGGUUCAGUUUCA
Molecule: messenger RNA, 1622 nt
Organism: Trifolium pratense (red clover)
Lineage: Eukaryota; Viridiplantae; Streptophyta; Magnoliopsida; Fabales; Fabaceae
Product: COBW domain-containing protein 1-like
Exons: 10
Coding region: 75-1457 (460 amino acids)
Cellular component (GO): cytoplasm
Source: RefSeq, a predicted model, not a curated record